Molecule: messenger RNA, 1124 nt
Organism: Macadamia integrifolia
Lineage: Eukaryota; Viridiplantae; Streptophyta; Magnoliopsida; Proteales; Proteaceae
Exons: 2
Coding region: 290-1009 (239 amino acids)
Source: RefSeq, a predicted model, not a curated record
UGGUUUGACUAUUAAUAUGCGUUCUUUGGAAUAUUAUGCUUUUUUUUGGAUGGUUACAGUUAUUUCCGUGCUUUUUUUUUUGGGCUGAAUAUUUGAUAUCAGGAUUCAUUGUAGCAAAGAUGGCCGCAGUUGAGGGUACUAACUCAAAAUUGCUACAUGGCCUUUUGAGAUAUCUCACUACUUUUUGGAGCGUCUUCUACACCAACAACAAAGGGGAAAGAAUGGAGAUAAAGGGUUGAAAAAAGAACAAUUUCAAGUAGUCUCAACUGAAUUAUAUGAUAGAUUUCAUAUGACAUAUGACUGGGGACAGUGCCGUAAUCACUACAGGAUAUGGAAAGCAAGGUUGAAGUCGCUUGUUGACUUGCAAAAAAAUAGUGGAGUGGGUUGGAAUGACCAUGAGAAGCGGUUUGAUGUACCACAACACAUGUGGAAUGAAUUCAAGAAAAAAGAGCAAAGAUUUUGGAAAGAGCAUAAAGUGCUUCCUAUUCACCUACAACUUGUUGAAUGGCUGCGUAAUGAAAUUGCCACCAGAGCUGGAUCUUCACACCCAUCCGAUGCAGUCAAUGAGGACCAGCCUUACAAUCCAGUGCCAAUUGAUGAAGAAAUUAGGUUGGACAAUUAUGAUGCUAUUGAUGAUAAUGUUGGUGAAAGUGCCCAUUAUACUCCCAAUGCAAGUAGCAGUCGUUCCCGUGGUAGGCCUAGUUCAGGGGUAACAAGUAAAGAGAAGAAGAAGAAAGGAGGUGCAGAGAAGGUUAGUAGUCCUUUGAAGGUGAUAGCCAAUGCAAUUGUGGAGAUGGCCAAGCAAGACCCUCGGAAGGAAUUUGCAAAAAACUUAUGUAUUGAGAUUGAUGCACUUCCAGGAGUUGAGUUUGAUAAAAAAUUGCGUGCUAAACAAUUCUUCAUGCAACAUAAGGAAUUGCCUCCCAUCUUCUUGAAUGCCAAUGAGGCAGAUAAGCCUAAGGUGUUUGAACACUACAUGAAGAAUAUCGAAGAUGGUGGUCAAGAUUGAGGAGGUGUCGCUUUAUUUAUUUAUGAUUAGUGUGUUGUUUCAAAACAUGAGUAGAUAUUAACUAGACAAUUUAUGACAAACAUUUGAAAUGCUUAUUUUGGUGAUGUAAUAUUGA